Molecule: messenger RNA, 1414 nt
Organism: Schistocerca gregaria
Lineage: Eukaryota; Metazoa; Arthropoda; Insecta; Orthoptera; Acrididae
Product: vacuole membrane protein 1 homolog
Exons: 3
Coding region: 169-1377 (402 amino acids)
Source: RefSeq, a predicted model, not a curated record
CACACGAAGCGACCAAAUUUUAUUUUACCUCACGUUGGCGUGCAUCUGGUGCCUCAUCCCCCCCUUCUCGCCCGCGGGUUCACCCUAACUUGUCGGAUCCCCCCCCCUCCGUGCUCCAGCUAGAAAACAUGCCCACCGCCGAAUGCUGCCGAAACCGUUACGCGAAAAAUGAGGGAAAACCUGAAGCACCGCCACGUGCGGCGAACCCUGACGCUGUUUCGACACCCAGUUGAUACGCUCUACUACCUCUCGAUCAUCUUGCGAGGACACGUCCAGUGGCUGGCGACUCAAAUGCAGCACCACAAAAAAAAGCUGUUGCUAAUUCUUGUGCUAAUUUGCUCGUUUUUCACCGGCAUUUACACAAAUUGGACCUAUCAACUGCACUUCCGAACCGCCUGGACCGCCUUGCGCAUUCUGACCUGGUGGGUCUUCUUGGGCUUCUUGAGCUCGUUCGGAGUCGGGACCGGACUGCACACGUUCGUCCUCUACCUGGGCCCGUUCAUAGCCAGGACCACUCUCGCCGCGACCGAGUGCCAAAGCGUCAUCUUCGACCGAUACGGGCCCGAUGCGUUCACCUGCACGACGCGCGGCGCGGAAGCCCCGUCAUUCUUUUCAAUUUGGAGCAUGGUCAUUUUCGAGGCCUUCUUUUGGGGCCUCGGCACGGUCAUCGGAGAGCUACCCCCGUACUUCAUCGCGAGAGCCUCCAAAAUGGCGCAGGACAGACUAAGAGAAACGGAAGACAGCAUCGAGGGACCUCACGGCCCGCCGAGCAAGGACGACUCGGCUCCCUCUCUCAAGCCCGGCGCUUCAUUGCUGUCCGGCCCCCUUGACGCGCUCCGCGGUCGCUAUUCGAAGCUGCGCCAAUACGCGACCUCGCGACUCAAAAAGAUCGGCUUCUGGGGCAUCUUGUUGUUCGCCUCCGUCCCCAACCCGUUCUUCGAUUUGGCGGGACUGACGUGCGGACACAUGCUGAUUCCCUUCAGAGUGUUCUUUUUCGCGACCUUUUUGGGCAAGGCCGUCAUCAAAAUGUCUAUACAGACCGUUUUUGUGAUUGUGGUCUUUGACAUGAACCGGCUGACCUCGUUGGUCCGACUCGUCGACCGAAGCGCCCCCUGCGUGGGCGGCCGCGUCAGAGCCGCCUUCGACCAGUUCCGCGAGCAGUACUACCAGCCCCAGUCUGGCGACGGCGCGCUGAAAAAAACCGUCCAGGCCUCAUCCGGUGGACGGUUCAAAUUGGUGUGGAGCGUUUUUAUCUGGGUUACGAUCAUGUACUUUUUGACGUCAACGAUCAAUUCCACCGUUCAGGAGUAUCUGGCCAAGCAGGACGAGGAGAAACGAAUUUUGAAGACAAACCCCGAAAACAAGAGGCAAAAAUAACAAUAAAAAAAAAAAGAGGUUAGACCGAUCUGGCAAG